Messenger RNA from Ictalurus punctatus (channel catfish), 1526 nucleotides. It is a transcript of the gene serpine1, whose product is annotated as serpin peptidase inhibitor, clade E (nexin, plasminogen activator inhibitor type 1), member 1. NCBI's taxonomy places the organism in Eukaryota, Metazoa, Chordata, Actinopteri, Siluriformes, Ictaluridae. The record is from RefSeq and is marked provisional. Gene Ontology annotation, biological process: negative regulation of endopeptidase activity; negative regulation of vascular wound healing; negative regulation of plasminogen activation. Gene Ontology annotation, molecular function: serine-type endopeptidase inhibitor activity.
CAGCUCAUGCUUGACAGGCAGCUCCUGAAGUCUUUCUGCAAGGAUAAAUCAUUGGAAGAGCCUACAAAACCUACUUUGAGCAUGCAGGGACUGUGUGUACUGAUGAUCCUCACCUUUUGUGGGUCAGCUCUGAGUAACCUCUUGAAGAAGCAGCAGGUAGAUUUUGGACUACGUGUGUUUUCAGAAGCUGCCCAAUCUCAUCCACAUCAAAAUCUCAUUCUGUCACCCUAUGGCAUCUCCUCAAUGCUGGGGAUGGCUCAGCUGGGAGCCAGUGGUGCCACUUUGCAGACUCUCAAACAACACCUGGGCUACUCUCUGCAAGCUCGUGGAAUGCCACGUCAACAGAGGCUACUUCAAAGAGACUUGGCCAGUGAAGAAGGACUGGAAUUGGCGAGUGCCAUAAUGGUGGACAGGAAGGUACUCUUGGAGAAGGUCUUCCGGCGUGGCCUAUUAAAGGCAUUUCAGAGUGUGCCACACCAGGUGGACUUCAGUCAUCCUGACACUGCCCUGGAGAUCAUCAACUCCUGGAUGUCAGACAACACUGGAGGCAUGAUCCCAAAUUUCCUAGAAUCUGGAGCGCUGAGUGACCAGACACGUUUGGUGCUGUUGAACGCCCUCCACUUCCAUAGGCUAUGGAAGAACCCUUUUGACCCUAGGCUGACUGCAGAGGCGACCUUCCACACAUCUAAUGGCAGUGCAGUGUCAGUGUCAAUGAUGAGAUCAACACAGAAGUUCAACUAUGGUGAGUUUGUUACAAAGGACGGCAUUGAAUAUGAUGUUAUUGAGGUGCCAUACGAGGGGGACUCACUGAGCAUGCUCAUCAUAUCCUCAUUCGAAUGGGAUGUACCAGUUUCUGCCCUAGCCAAAGAGCUUAGCAGCAACAAAAUCCAGGAAUGGAGAGGACAAUUUAGGAAGGUUAACCGAGAGCUGGUGAUUCCCAGGUUUUCCUUAGAAACAGAAGUCGAUCUGAAAUCAGCACUAAGCAAACUGGGUCUUGGCGACAUAUUCAGUCAGACCAAUGCUGAUUUCUCCCAGAUUACUACUGAAGAGCCACUGUAUGUAUCCAAGAUUUUACAGAGAGUAAAGGUUGAGGUGAAUGAAGAGGGAACCAAAGGAUCUUCUGCUGGAGGUGUCAUCAUCUACUCUCGCAUGGCCAUAGCAGAGCAUAUUUUGAACCGUCCAUUCCUCUUCCUCAUACAGCACAAGCCAACAGGUGCUGUGCUAUUCAUGGGUCAAGUGAACCAACCUCAGAAUCAUUAGCAAUCCCGGAAGCACAAAGACUAAGAAGAUUAUUGUCAUUGUCUCCAAACAAAUUACUACUGAGUCAGUGCAGGUUUUGGGAACAAGAUAAAGAAUCAAUAAUUUUGAAUUCACUAGAAAGUGUACUUUGGAAAAUAGGCCUCCAAACAAAUGGGUCAAUAAGUCUGAAGAUUUCCUACAUUUAAGUGCUUUGUUUGACUGAAAAGUCUCUCAUCACUAACUGGACAUUAAGUUAGAACUGUAUUUAUUAUAAUAAUAAUAAUUAU